Molecule: messenger RNA, 2473 nt
Organism: Linepithema humile (Argentine ant)
Lineage: Eukaryota; Metazoa; Arthropoda; Insecta; Hymenoptera; Formicidae
Source: RefSeq, a predicted model, not a curated record
GUACGUUAGAUUUCAUUCAGCUGUUGCCUGGAUGCGUGACUUCGUGUGCUUCGUAUACAGUGCAAUAUAGUGGUAUACAGCGCGUACGUGUUGGUACGUGCGGCAUUCGUGUCGCAGAGGCGGUGGUAAGCGAAAAACAACCCCGAGUCGUGAUAAACCCGAUAUCUUUCCGACAACCUCGCUGACGAAGCCUCACGACAACCGGCACGAUGACGGGAUUCACAGAGAGUGCCCUGGUCAAACGGCUGAUGGAUCUAAAUCCGUCGCAGCAGAGCAUCCAGACGCUUUCACUCUGGCUUAUACAUCACAGAAAACAUCACCCGACCAUCGUGAAGAUCUGGUUCAAAGAAAUGUGCAAAGUGAAGGACAAUCGCAAGUUGAUGUUUAUGUAUCUGGCUAAUGAUGUCAUCCAAAAUAGCAAGAAGAAAGGACCGGAGUUUGGAAAGGAAUUUGAAUCAGUUUUACCAAAAGCUUUUGAGCAUAUGAAGGGUUUUGAUGAAAAGACGAGGGAACGAUUAAAUAGGUUACUACAAAUCUGGGAAGAAAGAGGAGUUUAUGACAAAGCACAGAUAGCCGAGUUUAAAGCAGCUUUUGCACAAUCCGAGAAGGAUAUUGUGGCACCACCAAAAAAGAAAGCUAAAAUUGAAAUUGAGAAAGUGAAGAAGGAGAAGAAGGAGAGGAAAAAAUCUGAGACUGAAGUAGUGGAAGUGGACGGUACCAAAGAGCUCCAUGUGACGUUGAGCCCACGGACUCCCGCUGGCGAUCCACCGGAAACCGAGGAACUCAUCAAGGCUUUAAUGGAUCUGGAAAAUACCGCGUCCUCAGACGCCAAUAUCAGAGAACGUAUUGCAUCCUUACCACCGGAAGUCUCAGAAGUUUCGUUGCUCGCGAAUCUCGCCGAUCGAACAGCCGCGGAUCAGUUGAGUGCCGCGGUAAACGAGGCUGCCACGCUCUUGGCGGAUUACAAUGGACGGUUGCAGGCUGAGAUGGAGGAUAGGAGAAGACUUCUAACAAUGCUGCGCGAUUACACUUUGGCACAAAGGCAGUUACUUCAGCAGGCACAAAGCACUUUAGAAGACUAUAAAGAAAAGCUCAAGAAGGUGUGUGCGGUCCGGUCAGAGGUAAAGUCUCACAUCUCGAAUCUUCCCGAUUUAACACAACUGCCCGACGUGACUGGCGGUCUGGCACCUCUUCCUUCCGCUGGCGAUCUGUUUUCCAUGCAUUAGUGUAAGCUGGCUUGGACGAGCGUUUAUAGUAUAUUAUUUUAGUUUGCGCGGAUAUAGAAUUUUCGAGGUCCAUGGUACAAUAGAUUUGUAAGACGACGAUGAGAAAUAGUUAUCAAUGAUUAACUUUGUACUGUGGCAUAUUUGAUAAAUUCGAUUAAUGAAACUUCCUAUGUAUGUUCAGUGAAGUACAAAACGGUGAAGUACUAAUGGACGAAACAAGGUUAAAGUAUUGCAGCUCAUGAAGAGGACAUAAUGAAUAUAAGAAUGAUAAAGAUACAAGACCUAGAAAAACACAUCGUAACUCUCGGUUUUGUACUUUAAGUGAUAAACCGCCUAACUCCGUGUUGAGUUUUAGCGAAAGGAUAUCAUACCUAAGCAGGCUGAAAAUUUUAUUUCUACGAGAUAAAUCGCGAAAGGGAAUCCUAUAUGUUUUAGCAACGUGAAAAAGAACAAUGUUCCUGAACACAAUGUUGCGAUACCCGAAUUAUUCGAAAAGAUCGCAUAAAAUUUCCAUAUGAAUUUGGUAUAUAAUUAUUAAAUAAUUAUUAAAUAGAUCUUGGAUUGACUAUGUAAUACGUAGAUUAUUAAGAAAAAGACUCAGAACUUAAAUGAAAUCAAAGUAAACAAAAUUAAAUAAAGUUUUUUUUUUGUUUGACAGCUAUUAUUUACUCUUUAAAUUCUGAGUCUUUUUCUCUAAUAUCUACACGUAUACAUACAAAGAGCUGUGCAUGCAUCGAAUCUGUAUAGUCGCGAAAUACAUGAAACCAUAGAGAAAGACUUCCGAAUGAUAAAUCAGCGUAAGAAAUACAACGUAUAUGAUAAAAGCGAAUGAAAUUUGUGUAACUGAUGAGCUAGCUCUCUCAAGAAGAAGACAGAAGCUUUUUGCUAAAUUGACAAGAUAAUCUACACACAACAUUUAAAAAAUGAUUAAAAUUUGCAAAGCGCAUCAGAUUAUCUUUGUACAAUUAUUAAAGACAUCUGAUACGUAUUUUUCAAUUGCGCAAUCAUUGUUCAUCAGCGAUAUAUAGAGAUAACACUCUCUAAGGUCGGAUAACCCUUACUUGUACAUAUUAUAUACUGUAAUCUAGUAUGAUUUCAGAACUGACAAAAAGAGCUCUUCGUGAAUAUUCGACUGUGAAUGAACGGUAGUACGUUUAGAUUAUAAUAGUGUAUAUGUAACUAUUUUAAAAAGACAAAUCGCAUAAUGUGCAUUAAAAAAGGAAAAAAAAAGAUUGUAAUAUGCCGAA